UUUGUUGUACGUAAAAAAUAAAUAAUUGCUAUAAGAAAAUAAAUUUAAUUAAACCGAGCAGCAUGCGUCCCAAACUAAGCAUAAGGGAAGAAGUGGAGCAGCUGUUUGAGAAGAAGUUCCAAUAUCAAAAGCCAACUAACGGUGCCUCCUGGUUGCUGCCAUUAGAAGAGCCGCUGUUCAGUGAAUUCUACCAGUUCGAGUCUCUGCAGAAUCUCAAGGAUCAGCUGAAUUCUGUCAAGAGUAAGCUUAACAAUUAUGGGGUGCAGGAGUGGAGCACACACACAAAUCGUCGGGAUCCGUCGGGAGAGAUUUCGUGGCGGUUGAAAAACGAAACAAAGGCUGAGUUUGUAACCGUAGCUUGGUGCAAGAUCUUUGAGUGCCUGCAUCGUUAUCCACUCAUCACACAGCCGGUUCUUAAUAGUCUUCAUCUUUGCGAGGCUCCAGGUGCUUUUAUCGCUGCACUGAAUCAUUAUUUGCACUCGGCUCACAAACCAAAUGAGAUAAAGUGGAACUGGCGUUCGACUACUUUGAAUCCGUACUACGAGGGAAAUGCGCUCAAUGAGAUGAUUACCGACGAUCGUUUCAUAUUUCACACUCUGGACAAUUGGCUCUUCCAUAAGGACUUGACUGGCAAUCUACUGAGUAUGGACAACAUAGAUCACAUGACCCACAGGUGUGCCGAAGUGUUCCAAGACGGCGUUCAACUGGUCACAGCUGAUGGUUCAAUUGAUUGCUCUGCUCAGCCCGAUUGCCAGGAGGAGAUCGUCGCCCGUCUUUUCUUUGCGGAAAUUGUCAGUGCACUGAAGAUACUCAGUCCGGGUGGCAAUUUUGUUAUUAAAAUGUUUACGUUGUUUGAGGCGUGUAGCGUUUCUGUGAUGUACAUGCUGAACUGCGUCUUCCAGCGAGUGCACAUCUACAAGCCGGCGACAUCUAAGCGUGGCAAUUCCGAAGUCUAUGUCAUCUGCAUGGAUUACCGCAAGGACACUCCCGGUCUACCUCGUCUGUUGGAGGCAUUGCAAGCCAAGCUCGCCCAGCCAAACGAUGCCAUGGUCAUGCCUCUGUUUGGCAAAUCCCAGAUACCCAAAGAUUUUCAGCUGCAACACGAGAUCGGAUGUAGACUCUACUUGAAGCUGCAGGUGGAUGCCAUCGAAAGCAGCAUCUACGCAUACGAGUCCAAGGAUCGCUACUAUCUCCGCCAUCUGCACCAUCUGCGAGGAGUCGUCUCUGCCAUGUACUACAAUCGCUACAAGGUGCGACCCUUGGCCGACGAGCUGUGCAUUGUUAGGCAGCAGGAUAUCAACAAGUCAUUGGGAUUCACGGUGCCCGUCUAUGGUGGCUCCUACACGGAGCGGGAGCAUCUCAGACAGGGCGAUAUACUAAAACAAAUCUACUGCCUGCGACGCGAGUUCAAUCAGCUGGAGAAGUGUCCAACUGCUACACGGAGCUACACCCACGUCAAAGACCCGCAAUUGCAGCUAAAACUGGAACUGUCUCGAGGAGCACCUGUGAGGGAGCUGCAGAGCAGUCUGUUUGCUUCGGAACCGGUGCUGCUGCUCCGUUUACGCAUACUGGACACAUUCGAGCUCGAUCCGCUCUGGCAAACAGCGCCCAAGUGCUUGUUUCUUGAUAGCAGCGACAGCAAGACGAUAUCACUAAAUUACGCACCGUCGACUGAUGACUCAACAUUUCAUAAAGUUCAGCAGCGUUUCUUUGUUAAGCUGGUUGAGUCAUUGCUGGAACUAAGGCCCCAUAGAAUUGUGUUUCAUAAUUUCCUAUUUCUCACCCAUUACGCGGCAUCUGUGCUCCUAUUCCUAGCCGAGCUAAUCUAUCAGCACACCGAGUUUGACAGUAGUCUUCCAGAGCAGACCAUCACACUGAGUGUCCUGCAGGAUGACAAGGAGAUGGUGGAGCAGCUGCAACAAUUGCGCCAAGUGCUUAGCAGCGAUGAUGAGAAGGAAGGAGCAGUGCACAGUGUGCUGAGUCUCAAGCAACUCCAGAAGAAUCAGUUCAGCAAUGCCCUCAUCCUCUACAACAACAGUGUCCUGGUGGCCUGCUAUCGCCGCAUGCUGGGCGAGGAUUCGUUCCCGACCCGCAUGAGCAUUGAUCAGGCUGAAACUGAAGCCGUAAACGAUAUUAAAGAGACUGAAACAGUCGAAGGAAUUGUGUGUUAAUUAUGUAUUGUAUAUAUAUUAUUUAUCUUGCAUAAAAGAUCCAUGAUCCUCUCGA
This is a messenger RNA of Drosophila innubila, 2226 nucleotides long. RefSeq names its product cap-specific mRNA (nucleoside-2'-O-)-methyltransferase 2 (gene aft). Gene Ontology annotation, cellular component: cytoplasm; nucleus. The record is from RefSeq and is a predicted model, not a curated record. Gene Ontology annotation, biological process: 7-methylguanosine mRNA capping. Gene Ontology annotation, molecular function: methyltransferase cap1 activity. Lineage: Eukaryota; Metazoa; Arthropoda; Insecta; Diptera; Drosophilidae. The coding region runs from base 63 to 2171 and encodes 702 amino acids. The transcript has 3 exons.